This is a messenger RNA of Capronia coronata CBS 617.96, 4761 nucleotides long. RefSeq lists its product as uncharacterized. The transcript has a single exon. The coding region runs from base 1 to 4761 and encodes 1586 amino acids. NCBI's taxonomy places the organism in Eukaryota, Fungi, Ascomycota, Eurotiomycetes, Chaetothyriales, Herpotrichiellaceae. The record is from RefSeq and is a predicted model, not a curated record.
AUGGACAACAAGCAACCGUCUGUCUUCCUCGAUGUGCCAGUGACCGAAGCCGAACGUGCCCAGGCGAAGCGUCAUCGACGUGAACGUGACUGUGAACAUGACAGCUCGGCGGCACUAUUGCCAGAGCCACUAGACCCUCCUCCUCGAGAUGGAGAGCGACACCCGACGUCUGAAGAUCAACCGACCCCUCUUCGAUUUCCCUCGAUACGGGCUGCUCCAGUGAUCCUACAUCUACCCCCGAGUAUUUCGCAGAGGAUUGAAGGCCGGCAGUAUGCCCCAAUAACGUCCAUCAAUGAAGAAGACGAACCCGACGCCAUCCAUCUCCGUGAACUCUCGGAGCGCCAGACGACAGACUCUGGAUAUCUGCUUCCUCCAUCAGGAGCGAUCCCUGAAAUAUGGACCCCGAUCUGGCUCACGCAGGGUGUAUUAGGUCUGUUUGCUCUCGUCUUCGCUGGCUUUCUCAUCGGCCUAGUCCUUCUCUGGCAUUAUGAUGAGCGCAACAGUGGAUUUAAAGUGGCCGAGGGGACGAGCCAUCUCGCGUGGUCGUACGCCCCUACCGUCAUCAUCGUCUUCGUUGUGGCUGCUUGGAGGAUGGUCGACCACCAUUCGAAACUGGCCAUGCCGUUCGACAGCCUUCAGAAUGGUCCGGUCAAACCCUCAGAGAGUCUUCUGGUCGAUUAUAUCUCCAAGUUCCAACUUGUGUCACUAUUUGAAGCGUUCAGAAACAGUCAUUUCGCCGUCCUCAGCACGGUUACCGGGUUCAUCUUGUUAAAAGUUGCCACUGUUUUUGCGACCGGUUUGCUGGUCCUCCUUCCCUCUCCUGUCACCCUAGCAGGCACCGCUGUCCUCGCUAGAGGCUUUAUUGCCGACUCUUCUAUCCCAUCCAGUGCUUUUGAUGCUUCGGCGAUGUCAGCUUCACCAGUGUAUGCAUAUUACGGCACUAAAGCUCAAGGGAUGUCUCUGGAAAAUGGUGUUAGGUUCAACCUGGCUUAUGCCGUGAUGACAGUCAAUUCUUCUUCUCCGCUCAACGACAGCGCCAUCAUAUCUGGCGAGGUGGAUGCCUUUGUACCCUUAAUGUCCUGUCAAACUUUGGACGUCAGGCUCGACACCCCAGCCAUCGUGAAUGAUACCAAUGCGGAUGAUACGUUCGCCACUUCAAGCAACAUUUCUCUAACCAUACCAGCGGGCAAGGUUUGUGACCAGGAUACAUCUCUCAGCGUUGCGGCUGGCAAUCCAUAUACUGAGAUACUUCCGGGUCGACAGGUCAACGGCACCGUUCAAGUGGUUCAUUGUGGCUCCACGACUUCCGGUGAACAAGAUUUAAAAGAACCUUCGGGACUUCUGUUCACCAUAACCGAUAUGAGAUACCAGCAAACUCUGUUCGACAAUGCCACAGAUUUAGCAGGGGGGCCCUUCACUAUUGCAAGUAAUGUCUCAAGGACGUUGGCCAAUAUGACGAACGUUUUCUGCAAAGCCUCGUAUACCGUGACAAGAGUCGAGGUUACAAACGACACCCACUUGGCCUCCCACGACGAAGCUAUAUCAGUGACGCUGAAGGAAGAUGCUGUCAACAGCACAUUGCCACAAAUCUCAGCAUGGAAUGCCACCACUGUCUUUCUGCAAUCGUCUGCAUAUGCCGAGGCGAUGUUUGGCGAUGCCGUCAAUGAUGAUGCCAGAUCGGACUCGGAGGCAAUGUUCACCCUCAUGGCUGUGACGCAUGGCUCUCGGAGCAUUGAGUCGUUGAUGGACGCGGACAAGUUAGGCUCAGCCGCUCAAGAUACCUAUAAGGGUAUAUUAUCGCAAUAUGCACACCAAACACUGAGAUCCGCGAGAAACAGCGCUGUGGAAGGGGGAAAUGUGGCUGUUGAAGAACAAAGAUUGCGUGUCAACGACGUGUCCUUGUGGGUCAUGGCUUCGAUGUUUGGUCUCCUCGUCCUCUUCUGCAUUGCGUUGAUGUUCAUCGCUCCAAGGGCUGUUGUGCCGCGAGAUCCAAGUUCUAUUGCAACAAUCGCGACGAUUCUUACAAGAAGCGCGGAACUCAAUAGACUCUUUCAAAGACAGGGUAUCCCGAGUCAGGCAAAUCAGAAAUCGGCCCUGGCGGGUUACGAGUUCGGCACGGCUAUUGCGACCACGGAUUCCGGGGAGACCAGUUUCAAAAUUGUCACUUCUGAAGGAGAACCUGAGAUCCCGAAGACGAAGCCUAAUGCAGACUUGAAAUGGUGGCUGCCCGUCACAGCCAGAUUCCCGGUCAUUGUCCUUACUCUGGGCCUGCCAUUGGUGAUUAUAGUGCUGCUGGAACUCAUUCAACGAUCCUCCGACAGACAUAAUGGCUUCUACACCGUCGUUGACAACAACUGGACCGAGGUCUACAGCCACUACAUUCCGGGCAUCGUCAUGUUGAUCGUGGCGACGAUGGUCAAUACGCUUGAUUUCAAUGUGGCUCUGUUUGGACCAUGGACGAACCUUGCCAAUAGCAACACGAUAAGCCGGAAAUCAGUCCUCAAUCACGUCUUGGGAAGGUCACCUCCAUUUGCAUUCCUGCAAGCCCUCAGGACACGCUAUCUAGGCGCUCUCCUGAGCAUCACAGCUGCAACAUUGGCCAGUGUCCUCACCGUGCUCGUUUCGGGACUUUACUACGUGCAACAAUUCACCAUCAAUGGACCUGGCGUGUCUCUCACACAGCUCGACACGUUCGAUCUCAAAUGGCCGAAUAGCUUGACCACAGAUAAUGGAGCAGCGGCUAUGGUAGAUUUGAUGAUGCAUCACAACUUCAACUAUCCCGAGUUCACUUACGAUGGACUGGUUUUUCCGAAGCUUUCUCCGGACAACUCUGCGCUCCCCACGAACUCGCUCACAACAAUCAAUGGCUCUCGGACUCAAGUAUUGCCUGCUGUGCGUGGUAAUCUGAAAUGCGAAGUGCUGCCGCACACAUCUUUCAACGUGACUACAGAAAAGGCAGGGUCCGAUUCGGCAUAUGCGACUGACCAAGCUUUCGUGGCAGCCAAUGCAACACUACCCGACUCAUGUCUCUUGGGCGGGUACCAGAGAAACGCUUCAUUCGUGAUCUAUGAACACAAUUUCGAGCUCCUUGAAGGCGGUCAGGCGACCUAUGCUGGGUCACAGCUAGAUUUGCUGUUUGUAGAAAAUGCGGCGCUGUACGGCAACUAUGGUGAAACUCGGGGCGAGUAUAUCAGCGACAAUCCGGCUAUAGGAUGUCCGAGUCUUGCAUUCACGUUCGGUCAGUUUCAAUUAGACAGCACGGACAAGGGCCAAGUUACCUCGAUGAUCUGUUACCAGGAGAUCCAGGGGUUGGAUGCGAAUGUCACAUUCAAGCCGAACAGCACCACAAUCGAUCCGAACCAUCCACCCAUCGUACAUGAUGGCAGUAUCUUCGUCCACGACAACCCGGCGAGCACGGAUGGUGCGCAUUCGUUCGAUUUCCGUAUCCAGAACAAUCUGGCUCAAGAAGUGACUCUCUUCAAUGGCGACGCCACGGUAGCCUCCAACCCGUCAAGCGCCCAAACUCUCGACAUCUAUUUCCAAGCCGUCCUCAACGGCGCAUACAAGCAUGACCCGGCAUCCUUGACAGGACAGAACCACAGCGACGUUCUCGUCGACGCAAUCAACAGGUUCUAUCGCAUCUACAUGGCCCAAGUCAUCUCGAUCAACAUGCGUACGUCCCUGGAGAAUGAUAACAGCAACAUCUCUUCUUCCUAUCUACUGCAGCGACGGCAGGACUCUUCGACAACCAACACAAUCGCGACAACGAUCACCACCCCACGUCUCGUACAGGACAAAAACAGCAAGAUCGCACUACAGAUCCUUCUCGGCGCGAUAACCGUCCUUGCGGCGCUAGCCUGGCUCACCACGAAAAUGCGACACGUUCUCCCCUGCAAUCCAUGCUCUCUCGCCGGAACAAUGUCCCUCCUGGCCGGCAGCGACCUAUGCCAUAGCCUGGACGACGGAAUCUGCGAAUGCUGCGGCAAACCACGGCGCCGAUCGUUCGGAUACAGCGACAACCCUGAUCACUCUCUCCCUGAGAGCAUCCACGCGGCGCCUGACGAAAGCGGUAACUUCGACGCCGGCCACGUUCAUGGAUUCAACAGCUCCGAUGACUAUCACGGGCCUGGUGACACCAACCAGCACCAGCAGCGCCAUAAGCGCGCACAAUUCAUCCCCGAUGGCGCCGAAUGGUUGUCUGCAGCCCAAUUCGCCGCCAUCUUCGGCGGCCAGCGCUAUAGUAUGGGCUGGUGGCGCGAGCGUAGAGCAGCAGGCAAGAGACGCCGCUUCGGCGUCGACCUGGGCGACAGGGCCGACGGGGGUGAUGAUCAGGACUGGGAGUUGGGCGACCGUCGGCCGCAGGGAAAUGCUGGAUUCGACGAUUUCAUGGUCGUUCCUGGCGGCGGCGGCGGCGGCCGUGGUGGUGGUGCGCGCGGGCGUGGCGAUCGCGAUGGCAGGGGGGAGUAUUCGCGUUUCAGUCGGUUCAGGAACAACAACAUCAGCAGAAGCAGGAGUAGGACUAGGAGUAGGAGUGGGGAUAGGAGUGGAGCUGCUAGUCCUGAACUGUCGACUAUGCGGGCUGCAUUUUCCAGGGACAGAGGACCAGAUGCCGAUAUCGAUCUCGAUACGGCUACCGACACAGGAAGAGGUCGGGGUCGAGGUCGGUCGAGGUCCGGCGAGGCCCUUGAUUGGAAUAAGCGGAGGCGGCGAUCCAGGCCGAUCGACGUUAGCAAGAAGGCAGAAUCCGCUGAUGGGUGGUGA